AUCUCGUUCUCUCUAACUCUCGCGCGAUUUUCUCCUUUCCUCCUCUUUCACUCCCUGUAGCCAACAUGGCAGUCGGCAAGAAUAAGAGGCUGACCAAAGGCGGCAAAAAGGGUGCCAAAAAGAAGAUUGUGGACCCUUUCUCCAAGAAGGACUGGUACGAUGUCAAGGCGCCAGCCAUGUUCAUCAUUCGCAAUCUUGGCAAGACCUUGGUCACCAGGACUCAGGGAACCAGAAUCGCCUCAGACGGUCUGAAGGGUCGUGUGUUCGAAGUGAGCCUUGCCGACCUGCAAAACGACGAGGUGGCCUUCCGCAAGUUCAAGCUGAUCACGGAGGACGUGCAGGGCAAGAACUGCCUCACCAACUUCCACGGCAUGGACCUGACCCGUGACAAGAUGUGUUCUAUGGUCAAGAAGUGGCAGACCAUGAUCGAGGCCCACGUGGACGUGAAGACCACGGACGGCUACCUCCUGCGUCUCUUUUGCGUGGGCUUCACCAAGAAGCGCACCAACCAGAUCCGCAAGACCUCGUACGCCCAGCACCAGCAGGUGCGCCAGAUCCGCAAGAAGAUGGUGGAGAUCAUGACCCGCGAGGUGCAGACCAACGACCUGAAGGAGGUCGUGAACAAGCUGAUCCCUGACAGCGUUGGCAAGGACAUUGAAAAGGCCUGCCAGUCCAUUUACCCCCUUCACGAUGUCUACGUCCGCAAGGUCAAAAUGCUGAAGAAGCCCAAGUUUGAACUGGGCAAACUGAUGGAGCUCCACGGCGAGGGCAGUUCAAGCAGCGCUGCCAAAGGAUCCGGAGAUGACACCGGAGCCAAGGUAGAGAGGGCCGACGGUUAUGAGCCCCCCAUCCAGGAGACCGUCUAAAAAUAAAUGCCCUGACAGAUUUAAUAAUUAAAAAAUGUAAAUGACCAACCUU
This is a messenger RNA of Hippocampus comes (tiger tail seahorse), 918 nucleotides long. It is a transcript of the gene rps3a, whose product is annotated as ribosomal protein S3A. The record is from RefSeq and is a predicted model, not a curated record. Gene Ontology annotation, molecular function: structural constituent of ribosome. Gene Ontology annotation, cellular component: ribosome. Gene Ontology annotation, biological process: translation. The transcript has 6 exons. The coding region runs from base 66 to 866 and encodes 266 amino acids. NCBI's taxonomy places the organism in Eukaryota, Metazoa, Chordata, Actinopteri, Syngnathiformes, Syngnathidae.